AUGGUCAAGAGACGCGGCGGCGCCGCGCGCGAGGGCAAGCGUGAGGCCGGUUGGCUCGAGGUCGUCGUGAGGCGUAAGCGGAGCGGCGCCUUACACUUCAGUAGUGUGUUUCGACCUAUUUAUGUGGGCAAUUUCCAAAUACCAAAUGCGAAAUUCUCCCGCCCGCCCGCUCUCCGCUGGGCUUUCCGCUUUCGACUUCAACACGAUCUGCAGCGCGCUGAAGGGUGUGCCUACGCUAACGACCCUUUGCCUUGCGUGACAGGGCACCGUCAGCUGUCGGAAUAUGGCUUCAUUCACCGUGACGUGUCCUAUGGCAACGGCAUGGUCCACCGGCACGGCGAUGGAGUCCUAAUCGAUUACAAUUUGGCGGUCAGGACGGCUCGAACGAUUGAAGAAACGUGUCGCCUCAGCCGCUCGGAACGUUCUCGCGUCCGUGCUAGCCCUCGACACGUUUCUGGUCUCACCUAACUCCUCCCUACCCUUCCCCUGUACCAUGAUCAACCACAGGGCACGCUUCCCUACAUCUCUCGACUCCUGCUCGUACCCGAAACCGAGAGUGUGGUGCACGGGCGCUGGCACGACAUCGAGUCGUUGCUUUAUGUGGCGUCCCGCACGGCUUUUCAAUCUGGGUCUGCCGACGUGCCCUCUUUCGAAGAGUCGCAGCAGCCCAAAAACACGGACUGAGCUCGCGGAUCGGCUUCAAGACGCUCCUGGCCGCAUGCGCGUCCCGUUGGUCUGGCGUGGAGGACGUUCUCACGAUCCUGAAAGACAACUGUUCGAUUGCCGCAGCUUAUGUUGACCUCGACGGAGACGAGCUUGAGGCCAAACUUUGUGACCUCUGGGACACCGGUGUGAUGUCGUACAAAAACAUCCAGACACGCCUGAGAGCCCUUGCCGAAGCAGCCUGA
Microbotryum saponariae is the source of this 908-nucleotide messenger RNA. The record is from the annotation of a GenBank genome assembly. NCBI's taxonomy places the organism in Eukaryota, Fungi, Basidiomycota, Microbotryomycetes, Microbotryales, Microbotryaceae.